AUGGCCCUCAUCGAAACAUCCCUCAUCUGGGUGGCCUACGCCGUCUGCCUCGCCAUCAUCUUCUUCUUCUCCGCCAUAUUCGUCUUCGUCUACCAGAAGCCCGGCGAAAGAUCGAUCGCCGUCACGAUAGUAUGCUGGUUCACCCUUCUCGCACUUCUUGCGACAGUGCUGCUCAUGCCGGUGGACAUUGCUUUGGUUUCAUCUACGACUGCUAGAAAGUUAGGAAGGAAGAAGGACUGGGCGACACCGGACAAGGUUGAUGAGACGCUAUACACCCUCAAAAUAGUCUACUACACGCUCUACGCCUUGGAUGCCGUCUUGUGUCUCCUGGUGGUGCCCUUCACAUACUUCUACUAUGAAGAGUACGACGAGGUUGCCACGGAGGAGGGACAGCAGACUGUUGCCGCAAGACUGUGGGGCGCCUUCAAAUGGACCAUCGGCUUCAUCUUGCUAUGUGUCGUCUUGUUCCUGGUCGGCUUCUUCGUGCCCGUCGCGAAGAAGGCAAGAGAUGAUCACAGAGACUUGGACUACUUCAAGGACUUGCUAACGGAGAACCGUAUGUAUCCCGAGAAUGCCAUCACGCGUCGUACUCACAGAUUUGCAGAUGGCGAACGCGCGUUGACUUUCUCCAUUGGCGUGCUGAUCCUCAUUGGCACCAUUCUCUACUGCCUGUAUACUGCUCCCGGUCUGGCCCUGCUCCCUGUCUCCCUAAUCAAAUCUGCCCCCAGAGUCUCCGCCCCGCAACUGGCUGAGACCACCGCAAGCCAGCUGUCACAGAAUCAGGAGCGUCAAAGGCAAUUGGAAGGACGUAGCGAAGGCCGUGAGGGUGGUCUGGACCCCAGAGAUCGCCGUGAGCUUGAAGCUCUGGUCCGAGAAGAGCGCACUUUGCGACGCCGUGAACGCUUGGCCGCUGAGAACUCAGGGGAAGGGAGCAAUUUCUUUGUGCGUGUCUGGAUCAAGCUCGAGGCCAUCUUCCGUCCACUGAAGCUCAUCUUCGGAUUGCUUCUGCUGGUCAUCUCCCUGAUCAUCUUUGCCAGCAUGCUCAUCACCAUGGUCGACAAGAUCAAGAACUCCGUCUGUGGUACUUCUUGCGGAUACUUGCUGGGCAAGACGAAGAUUUUCCAGCCUAUCAACGCUCUGCUAACCUACACGGCACGAGUGUUCCCGAUCGACUACAUAAUCUUCCUGCUCAUCACCAUCCUGUUCUUCUGUGCCAGCGUUGUCGGCUUGGCAUCGAUUGGCAUCCGAUUCCUUUGGGUUGUACUCUUCCGCAUCCGAAAGGGACACACCACUCCGAAUGCCAUGCUCAUGGGCACCGUUCUGCUCACACUGAUGGUCUUCGCCCUGAACUACAGUCUGCCAAUGAUUGUCGCUCCCACGUAUGCCACAUUUGGACCUCAGACUUUCUGCGACAGACCAUCCAACAAUCCUGACUUACAGCCCGACUGCAGUAAACAUCGUUCUGCCAUCAAGCCAUGCAGCGAAAGGACGGACAACCAAUUCGCCAAGUUGGUCUGCACGCCGACCGUGCUGUCCACCUUCCUGAACAGAAUCACCGCCAACUUUCCCUACUUUGGCGUCGUUGACUUCUACGCCCAAUUCGCUUUCCUUGGUAUCUUCUUCAUCGUCUUCGCUGUCACUUUGUUCCGAGUACCGAAACUCGAUGAAGAGCAGAUGGAGGAAGACGAGCGUGAGGCGGAAGAGGAAGGUCUGUUGGCAAGCACUGGACGUAGAUUCAAGGUACGCAGUUCUUCGACGUCGGAAUCAUGUUUGAACUCUACUGACUCGUUGAUAGGCCGACUGGCAAGACAUCACCGGCCGCGCCAAGGGCGUCAAGCGAGCUGACUACGGUGCUGUCAGCGGUGAAGGAGCCGGACAGUCCACACGAGAUGACUAG
Messenger RNA from Lecanosticta acicola, 1897 nucleotides. NCBI's taxonomy places the organism in Eukaryota, Fungi, Ascomycota, Dothideomycetes, Mycosphaerellales, Mycosphaerellaceae. The record is from the annotation of a GenBank genome assembly.